CACAUGCAGACCCUCUAUGUGACAGUACAAAGUGUAAUCAGUCAUGUCAUGUGUUUUUCUUGUUUUUCUAGUGUGUCUCCUCUUCACCUCAUGUGUACCUGCUGCAGGAGCUCAGAUCAGACUGGUCGGUCCUGGUUCUACUGGGUGUUCUGGUAGAGUUGAAGUCUUUCAUAACAACGCCUGGGGAACAGUCUGUGAUGAUGAGUGGGACUUAAAUGAUGCUCAGGUGGUUUGUAGACAGCUGAACUGUGGGACGGCAGUGAGUGCCCCUGGCUCCGCCCUCUUUGGUGAAGGUUCUGAACCAAUCUGGCUCGAUGAUGUGGCCUGUUCAGGAAGUGAGAGUUCUCUGACUGAGUGUCGACACCGAGGAUUUGGAACACAUAACUGUGGACACGGUGAGGACGCUGGGGUCAUAUGUUCAGCUUCUCAGGUCAGACUGGUUGGUUCUGGUUCUACUGGGUGUUCUGGUAGAGUUGAAGUCCUCCACAGUGACACCUGGGGAACAGUCUGUGAUGAUGGGUGGGACUUAAAUGAUGCUCAGGUGGUUUGUAGACAGCUGAACUGUGGGACGGCAGUGAGUGCCCCAGGCUCCGCCCACUUUGGUCAAGGUUCUGAACCAACCUGGCUCGAUGAUGUGGCCUGUUCAGGAAACGAGAGUUCUCUGACCGAGUGUCGACACCCAGGAUUUGGAACAGAAAACUGUGGACACGGUGAGGACGCUGGGGUCAUAUGUUCAGCUUCUCAGAUCAGACUGGUUGGUUCUGGUUCUAGUUCUGGUUCUGGUCCUGGUUCUACUCGGUGUUCUGGUAGAGUUGAAGUCCUCCACAGUGGUACCUGGGGAACAGUCUGUGAUGAUGAGUGGGACUUAAAUGAUGCUCAGGUGGUUUGUAGACAGCUGAACUGUGGGACGGCGCUGAGUGCCCCAGGCUCCGCCCACUUUGGUCAAGGUUCUGAACCAACCUGGCUCGAUGAUGUGGCCUGUUCAGGAAGUGAGAGUUCUUUAACUGCAUGUCGACACCCAGGAUUUGGAACAGAAAACUGUGGACACGGUGAGGACGCUGGUGUCAUAUGUUCAGGGAGUCUCCCCAAACCCAGCAUCUUUGUGAAUCCUGCUGGUGAGGUCACCUGGGGUCAAAGCCUCAGCAUCACUUGUUCAACUUCAGCAGAGUUUUUGGACAGAGCCUUCAGUCUGAUGGUGUCCUCGGGCUCAUGUAGAAACCCUCAGACGUCAACUUCCGACUCGGCUACUUUCAACUUCGCAAUGGUGACCUUUGACACUGAUGGAUUGUACCAGUGUCAGUAUGAGAAGAACAUUUCAAGUCAAACAUUCAGGUCUCCCUCAAGUGACCCCAUCACACUUCAUGUUACCGUGGAUCUGCAGCAGCCCACCAUCUCUGUGUCGUCUCCUGACGGAGGCCUGCUGUGGGUUCCUGAAGGUGCACAGGUCACCAGAGGUCACAGCUUGGUCAUCACCUGUUCUGUCCACACCGUCUACCCUGGAGGACGCUUCAUUCUCAUCUUCUCCGACUCCAACGUCACCACCUCCGAGGCUGCGGUCAACAACUCCGCCUCCUUUGACUUUUCUGUAGUGGAGUACGAACACCAGGGAAACUACAGCUGUGUGUACGAAGUUACGAGCUCCACACGCACAUUCACAUCUGCACCAACAGCAGCGCUUUAUGUCAGCAUCACAUGUAAGUACAACAAAGGAAACGCUUAUGCUGUCAACACCCAGUCUGGUCCAAGGUUCCAAUAG
Molecule: messenger RNA, 1756 nt
Organism: Sphaeramia orbicularis (orbiculate cardinalfish)
Lineage: Eukaryota; Metazoa; Chordata; Actinopteri; Kurtiformes; Apogonidae
Product: deleted in malignant brain tumors 1 protein-like
Exons: 6
Coding region: 44-1756 (570 amino acids)
Biological process (GO): zymogen activation
Cellular component (GO): plasma membrane
Molecular function (GO): serine-type endopeptidase activity
Source: RefSeq, a predicted model, not a curated record